ACAAUACUGGAGUUUGUGAUUCCUGACUGUCUGCAGUCAUGCUGAGAUUCCUUUUGUUGAGUGUCUUGGUGGCCCUGGCUCUGGCCGAAGAGAGGCCUGAGCCCAGAUUCCUGGAGAAUAUAGGGGAGAGAGUUGUGGGUGGAGAGGUGGCCCAACCUCACUCAUGGCCCUGGCAGAUCUCACUACAGUAUCUGUCUGGAAGUUCCUACUACCACACCUGUGGCGGCUCUCUGAUCAGGACUCGCUGGGUUAUGACUGCUGCUCACUGUGUUGACACGCAGAGAACAUGGCGUGUUGUCCUGGGAGAUCAUGACAUUAAUGUCCAUGAAGGCAGAGAGCAGUACAUGAGUGUCAGUGCUGUCCACAUUCACCCUCAGUGGAACCGCAACAAUGUUGCUGGAGGGUAUGACAUCGCUCUGCUGCGUCUGUCUUCUGAUGCCAUUCUGAACUCGUACGUGCAGCUGGCGACUCUGCCUCCCUCGGGUCAGGUCCUGCCCAACAACAACCCCUGUUACAUCACAGGCUGGGGAAGAACUCAGACUGGCGGGCAGCUCUCUCCUAAGCUGAAACAGGCCUAUCUGCCUGUGGUGGACCAUCAGACGUGCUCGAGCAGCAGCUGGUGGGGCAGCACGGUCAAGACCACCAUGGUGUGCGCUGGAGGCUACAAUGAUUCCGGUUGCCAGGGUGACUCUGGCGGUCCCCUGAACUGCCAAGUGAGCGGGAGGUACGCUGUCCAUGGAGUUACCAGCUUUGUAUCAUCUCUGGGCUGCAACACUGUGAGGAAACCCACUGUCUUCACCCGUGUCUCAGCCUACAUUAGCUGGAUCACUGGAAUUACUGGAUAAACUGGAUGGAUAUAUUGAUGAGUGACAUCUGAUAUACAUGUUUUCAAUGCCUACAAGCAAUGCACCAAAAAAAUCUGCAAUAAACACCUUGUAUCUGUUAAAGCCA
Molecule: messenger RNA, 951 nt
Organism: Ictalurus furcatus (blue catfish)
Lineage: Eukaryota; Metazoa; Chordata; Actinopteri; Siluriformes; Ictaluridae
Product: elastase-1
Exons: 8
Coding region: 39-845 (268 amino acids)
Biological process (GO): proteolysis
Molecular function (GO): serine-type endopeptidase activity
Source: RefSeq, a predicted model, not a curated record